[Torrubiella] hemipterigena is the source of this 2238-nucleotide messenger RNA. The record is from the annotation of a GenBank genome assembly. NCBI's taxonomy places the organism in Eukaryota, Fungi, Ascomycota, Sordariomycetes, Hypocreales, Clavicipitaceae.
AUGUCCUUCUUCUCCUCCCGCGCAACUCGCACAUCCAUCGCCCAACUCGUCGCCGCCACAACCUUCGCCUCCCCCGCCCGCUCCUUACGCAACAACAACGCCCACCUCUCCGACGCGCAGGCCCUCGAGCGCCUCGACGCCCUCACAUCGCCCACCUACGACUUUGAGGACCACUUUGCCGAGGACCUCCAGCUCGUCUUUGAAGCCGUCUACGAUGCCCUGCGCGGUGAUAAUGAGUCCCUCUCGCACGAUGCGUUCCACGCGUUCCUUACAAACGUGCAACAAAUGACGGAUAUCCCGCCCAUGGAUCGCGACGAGUACGAUUUCCGCGAGUUUCUCCAGUUUUGGACGUAUAAUGGCUUUUGGAAUGCCGUGGCGGUGUUGCCGCCAAAGGAUCUCUCGAGGCCGCUGACGAAUUACUUUAUAAAUAGUAGCCAUAAUACGUAUUUGGAUGGGAAUCAGUGGAGUUCGACGAGUUCGCCGGAUUCGUAUACGAAUGCUCUCCGCCGCGGCUGCAGAUGCAUCGAAAUCGACGUCUGGAACGGCGUCGCUUCCACAUCGUCCUCGCCCUCACAGUCACCACACCGCACCCCCAACAUCCACCACGCCAAACGCGCAUCCGUCAGCUCCUUCAUGAGCGCCGCCACCCAGGCCGUCAACGAUACCCGCGAUGCCGCCCUCUCCUUUCUCCGCAACCGCUCCAGCUCCAGCUCUCGUGUAUCCCAAGCACCUACCCUCUCGCCCGUCUCGACGCUGCACCUCUCGCCGCAUACAAGCAUGGGUACGGAAUCGUGUCCGCCUUCACAAGCCAGCGUGUCGACAUCAUGCCUUCCCAGCAGUACAGAGAUAAACAGACAACCCCGAGCGAGUGCCGUCGUCGAACCCAUCGUCACGCAUGGACACACAUGGACACAGCCCUGCGGCUUUCGCCAAGUCUGCGAGGCCGUCCGAGACGCCGCCUUUGUCAACAACCCUUUGCCCAUCAUUGUCAGUCUCGAGGUACAUGCCGACCAUGAGCAGCAGCAGGUCAUGGUCGACAUCAUGCGCGAGGUCUGGAAGGGUCUGCUCAUCGAAGUUCCCCAGGACGGAUGCGAUCCCAAGUUCCGCACGCCAAACCUUGACCAGGUCCAGCGCAAAAUCUUUGUCAAGGUCAAGCGCCUUCAUGCAAGUCUUCAUGCGUCUGGUCCGUCAUCACCUAACCCUCAAGCACCAGCAGCUACUGCAACAGCAGCUGUAACAACAGCUCCAUUUGCGCUGCAGUCACCUCCAUCACUGGCGUCCAAGGCAUCAGCGCCAACACCGACAAGCUCUCCUCGACUUGCACAGCUAAGCAAAUUCAUAUCAGCACCGACAUACUCACCUCCACCGUCUCCUCUCACCAAGAUCAGCCCUGCACUCAUGGCCCUCGGCAUCUACACACGCAGCGAGCACUUCAAGAGCCCACAGAGCCUCAACACCAAGGAGGCCAAGUUCCCCUCCCACAUCUUCUCCGUUGCCGAAAACCAGCUGCUUGACACACACCGGGUCAACGAGCGUGGUCUCUUCCUCCACAACAAGUGCUUCUUUAUGCGCGCCUACCCGAAUGUCAUCCGAGUCGAUUCGUCCAACCCAGACCCUUCGCUAUUUUGGCGCCGUGGCGUCCAGAUGGUCGCCAUGAACUGGCAAAACAUGGAUGAAGGGAUGAUGCUCAACGACGCCAUGUUUGCGGGCGAGGACGGCUGGGUACUCAAACCACCCGGAUACCUUAGCUCCAACAAGACCUGCGAGACGGCCGACGACGCCGAGCCCCCUCGCAUCAUGGACUUUGACGUCACCAUCUUCCUCGGCCUCAAUGUCGCCGCUGGCGAUAUCUACACGCCCGACAAAACACUCAGCUCGAUUGUCAAGGUAGAAAUACACGUCGACAAGAAGGAGGGCGCCGGCGGUAAGGAUCGCCCGCUGCCCGAGUCUACUUACAAGCGGCAGACGGCCUCCCACAAGACCCUGAACCCGUUCUUCGGCGCCACCGGCGAGACGCUGUCGUUCCCAAAUGUGCCGAGGGUCGUCGAACCCCUCAGCUUUGUCCGCUUCAAAAUAGAAAGCACGUCGGGAUUAGUUGCGUCGACGACCCUGUCAUGGGCGUGUAUUCGGUUAGAUAGAUUGCGUCAGGGUUAUCGAUUUAUCCAUUUGAAGGACGCAAGAGGUGAUCCCGUGCAUGGCGGCCGACUGUUUGUAAAGAUUACCAAGACCAUCAAAUAG